UCCAAUAACCGGGUUUCGGUCUUUAGGGCUGAGCAGGAACUAAACGAAUGUGUACCCUGCGCGAGAGAGCAGGAGAGAGGCAGCCAGCUAACGUUGGACCAACUACAUUUUUUUUUUUUUUUUCCAAAAAAUGGAAAUGGUCACUGAAAUUAGGACUAAGGGAUCCUCGCGGACACCCGGAGAACCAGGGCAACAACAGGCGGCGGGACUGAGCAGCGCGGAGAUGUCCGUCAGCCACCAGCGCCGCCUCCUCCAGCAGCUGGACGAGCAGCGGCAGCAGGAACUCUUCUGCGAUUGCGACGUGCUGGUGGAGGGACGGCUUUUUCGGGCGCACCGCAACGUGCUGUCCGGCAGCAGCGGCUACUUCCGCAUGCUCCUGCAGCAGGGCGCGCGCGGCUGCGCCCGGCCCGCCAGCGCCUCCUUCGACGUCUUCAGCCCCGACGUCUUCGCCGUCAUCCUGGACUUCGUCUACUCCGGCCGGCUGGGCCUCACCAGCGACAACGUCAUCGAGGUCAUGUCAGCCGCCAGCUACCUGCAGAUGAACGACGUCAUCAGCUUCUGCAAGGGCUUCAUCAAGUCAUCCCUGGACAUCAGCGCCAAGGAGGAUGAUGACGCUGACCGCCAGCUGGUGGCGCUUGGCAAAGACGGUGGAGGGAGUGAGCAUGAUGCAAAUGCAAGUCCCGUCCAGCAGGGGGUGCUACUCCCCACCUCCCAACACAAGGAGCCCGGCAGCCCCCCGGGCUCCCCCCAGGACUCUCCCUGGCCAGCCUACUGUGACAGCCCCGAGGUGAAGUAUUACCCAGAGCCCAAGCCUCCCUCCCCGAAACGCAGCACCCCCCCUGUGCGGGGCGGGCGCAGGACCCAGCAGCGCCCCCCGGAGGCCGAGGGGGGGUACCAGCUGGCGCCCGUCAGCACGGAGGGGAGGGGGAGGGGCACGGGGAAGAGGAAGAGAUGCACGGCUGCACCCGAGCCCGACGCAGUGUACUCUCCCGACCUCCAGGGGGAGCCCUCGCUCAACAUGCAGAAAGCUGACGAGCUCUACGCCACCCUGCCCACCAUCGUAGGGGUGGUGGGCUUCUUCAACAAAGACUCCAGCCCCUCCAUGCGCUUUAAGUGCCCGUUCUGCACGCACACGGUGAAGAGGAAGGCUGAUCUGAAGAGACACCUGCGCUGCCACACGGGCGAGCGGCCGUACCCCUGCGAAGCCUGCAGCAAGCGCUUCACCCGCCUGGAGCACCUGCGCAGCCACUUCGAAACGAUCCACCAGGCGCGGAAGCUGGUGUGCAGGAAGUGCAAGCGUCACGUGACAGAGGAGACGGGGCGGGUGGUGAGCGAGGGCACGCGGCGGUACCGCCUCUGCAGCGACUGCCUCCAGGGGAGCGGCUGCGAGGGCGUGGUCCUGGACGGCCCCGACGCCGCCGACAGCCAAUCGGGGCUCUUCCUGGCCGUGGAUGCUGAGGACGACGGGGGCGACAGGGAGUGGCUCCUAGCCGACGAUGACGACGAUGACCUGGCCGAGGACUCCGGCGCUGACCUCAUCAUCCAGGAAGUGGACGACAGCGAGGAGGAGCUGGACCUGCAGGAUGAAAACAAACCCGUCUUCACCUAGAACAGCACCCUCUCCUGGUGUGGAGGAGGAAUGAUGUCAAACAUCGCUGUACAUCAUAUAGAACUUAUUACCGGCGAUGACUCAUCAGUUUGCUGAGCAACAGACAAUGCAGCAUUCAGUGAGCAAAACCUCCUGAGCAAUGACUCAAUUAUCAGCUCAUGAGAAAAUUUCAACUUCUAUUUUACUCAUUUUUUUUUACAUCAUUUGUCUCGUUUAUGUUUGGACAAAACGUAAAACAAACGUGAACACAAACACACUUCAGGAGGGUUUGUUCAAAUUCCCAGGCAAGAAAUAGAAGGUCAGUAGACCUCCAAACACGGUGAUUUGAGGCCAUGAUACCUUUACCUCUCUGUCGUAGUUUCCUGUGCAGCUGAGCAGACGCCAUCUUACGGAUGUUCCUGUAAUUCGCUUCACAUAAAGAAGUCAAGUAUAAAAACAAACAGACCUUUAUUAAAUGAUAAACUGGCUUGGAGACAUGAACACAUAAAAUCUUCCCUCAGUGUCCGUAACAGAAAUCCUCUAAACCUCAGACUGGUUCUUCCCAAACCGGGCAAGCUAAUGGUCUUGCAAGCUUAGCAGCUUCACUCACCCCAUCCAGUCAUGAUGGCAUUGAAUUUGGCCUCCGCUUUUCUUCUUCUGUUGUUUUCUCUUUAGGUGAGAGGAGCCAGGUUCGUUCCUUAGUGUGGGCACUGCGUCUGGUUGCUGAGUAACACUGGAGCAUUUGUCUCUCAAACUGACACAGAGGAGGUGGGAGUGUGGGAGAUGUGCGUAACCCUGCUCCCAACAAAGGGUUAAUUCACUGCUUCUUUCUGCCUGAUGUGUUUAUAAACACUUCAACCCGCCAUCCAGAAUGCGGCUCGGAAUUAACUGGUUUAAAUUUUGAUUUGGGUUUAUUGUUUUCAAAAUGUUUAAACAUAAUCAAACACAUAUAUGCAGGCAUUUCAUGAUGUUGUGUUCUGUAAAUAAAAAGAAUAUAUUUGUUUGUUAAUUUUGAACCACUUUUAUAAUCGAUUAGAUGCAUGCUGGCACUGUUUUGCUGUUGGUUUUAAUCAGCAAAAUAAUCUGCUAUUGAUCUGUAGGGGGACAGGAUGGAACAUGCCCGUCCGGACUUUGAGCCGGAUGGUGAUGCGAUGAAGACUGUCGCGCCAUUGGGCAAGAUAAAUGAGGUGAAAAGGGAACUCGAGAAUGCACCUGAAAACACACCUGGAUUUGUGGUGUCUGACACUCAAGCAGAAGCCAUUGGAGCCCACUGUGGCUUGGCCCCCUCUCUGCCUGUGCUAUGCUCCACAAAGCAGGAAUUAUUUAUUUUUAUUUACAUCAUUGAGCUUUUUAAAUUAUUAAUACUUGGCCAAAUGCAAGGCUGGGAUUUAGCCACUGGUGCCCUGAACCUUAUACACACGGCUGUAACCUUGCAGUCUGGCCGUUCAAGUGUUCAGUGGGCAAGUGUUUGGGUGGUGCCCUGUUUUUAUGAAUGACCAAUUUUAUAUUUUAAAUAUUUGUAAAUAUUGUUAUUGUUCAUGUAUUACAAUUAUUGUGGCUGACAUGCUUUAUUUAUGACUUUUUUUUACUUAUAAUUUUUCUAUACAAUAAAGAUAUUUUUAUACACAUUA
Messenger RNA from Anguilla anguilla (European eel), 3219 nucleotides. RefSeq names its product zinc finger and BTB domain containing 8A (gene zbtb8a). The record is from RefSeq and is a predicted model, not a curated record. The transcript has 5 exons. Gene Ontology annotation, molecular function: RNA polymerase II cis-regulatory region sequence-specific DNA binding; protein binding; DNA-binding transcription factor activity, RNA polymerase II-specific. The coding region runs from base 131 to 1609 and encodes 492 amino acids. Gene Ontology annotation, biological process: regulation of transcription by RNA polymerase II. NCBI's taxonomy places the organism in Eukaryota, Metazoa, Chordata, Actinopteri, Anguilliformes, Anguillidae.